Messenger RNA from Ooceraea biroi (clonal raider ant), 4096 nucleotides. It is a transcript of the gene dap, whose product is annotated as cyclin-dependent kinase inhibitor dacapo. Gene Ontology annotation, molecular function: cyclin-dependent protein serine/threonine kinase inhibitor activity. The record is from RefSeq and is a predicted model, not a curated record. Gene Ontology annotation, biological process: regulation of cell cycle. Lineage: Eukaryota; Metazoa; Arthropoda; Insecta; Hymenoptera; Formicidae. Gene Ontology annotation, cellular component: nucleus.
GUGGAGCGCGGCGGCGAUAGAGCGCGACGAAAUAUGAGCGCACGAGUGCUGAACCCGGCGAUGAUGACGGAAAUAAGCAGGAACCUAGGCAGCGGUGGGGGAGGCGGACGUGCGGUCCCGAGCAGGGCCGCACUCGCACGCGUGCGGCGCGAUCUCUUUGGGCCCGUGGACCACGCGGCGGCGCGGGCACUCGCGGAGCGCGAGCUGCGCGCCCAAUCGCGGAUCGACGCCGAGCGUUGGGGCUUCGACUUUCACAAGGAGAUACCGCGCGCGAACUCGCGCUACGAAUGGGAGCUGGUGACCGAGUUAGACGUCGUGCCGGAGCCCUACGCCCUCCGUGGCAUGCCCUACCUGAGGGAACACGCGCCCGGAACGCCGCGCAAGCUUCCGCGUCACGACGACCCGUCGACAACGACGACGGCAACAACGGCCGUCGCUGCGACAUCGUCGAAAACGAUAACCGCGACGACAAUGAUAACGACGUCGCUGGCGACGAUGAUGGCCACCGCGGCGGCCACGCGAAUCGUCGAGCAAAUGGAAACGACGGGCGCCACGCCGACGGCCGAGAGAACGCCACCGCAGGAGCACAGGGUGCCCGAGAUUGGUAACGCCAUGACACCAGCGAGCCAGGUCUCGGCCACAAACGCCAAGAGGAAGAGGUGUGCGAUGGAGCCCACCACCCCCGUUCUACCCCCUGCUGCGAGGAAACAGUCUGCCAUCACUGACUACAUGAAGAGUCGUAAACGUGGGUUGAACGGCACCACAAAGAGCAUGAUAGAGCCGCCGGAGAAGAUCGCCCGCAACGCGGGUCAAAUACGCAGCUAAAGCCUUCAGCUUUCUUGUUCAAGACGGCCUCGCCGUCUUCUUCCACCUCGUUCGUGCACGAUAUGAGAUAGUACCGGAAGUGGGAAACUGUACCGUCAAGAGCAGCAACCGCCGGGAAGAGAGAAGAGGGCCUAGGACUCCGAGACGGAAGGCGCGAGGUCCGCGUUGGCUGUGCCAUUCACAUAGUUUUAUCCUCCACGAGCGCAGGCGAAACAGAUCGAGACAGAUGAAUUGAAAAAGAAAAAAAAUGAAAAAAAAAAUGGGAAAGAUGAAGGAAGUUGCGUCGUUCUCCAUCACGUAUAUCUUCGUUCGUGAUACCGCUCUGCAAUAUCGUGAAGAUUGCGAGCGGCAAUAAUAGCAAUAACCGAGAAAAGACGCGAGACGCGAGGGAGACCGAUGAGAUAGAAAGAGGGCGAGAGGAAAGAUGCUUCGCGGAGGAAGAGAAGGUACGACACUCUCGUCGCUAUUUUUUUAUGAUACAUGUCACGUCUUUUGUAUUAGGAUAGACAGAAUAAGUAAGACUAUAAGGAGAAUAUAUAUAUAUAUAAAAAUUAGAUUGUAGAUAAAAUAAUGACUUGUGUCCAAAUUAAUUAAUGUAAUAUAUUCUUUGUUUGUUUCAUGGAGCAUUCAUAGAAAAAUGUUUAAAUCAUGUCGUUACACAAACACGUUAUUAGAAAGAGAGAUAGGAAAGAAGGGAAGAGAGCUAUACGAAAUACACGCGUAAGUUUAGGCUAUUCAUAGGGAUUAAAUAAUUAGAUUCUAAGUUAUAGAUCAGAGUAUAUCGCGCGUAUUCAUUGGAUUUAGUCGGGAAGAGAUGCUUGAGCUGGUCGGAUUUUUGGGACUCGCGACUGCAACGUUCAAGUCUCCCCGAGUACUCGGCGACGAGAGUCUUCCUUGCUCGAUUAUUCGUGGAGGUUUUAAAAUUUUUAUCGAGUCUUUCUAAUAAAUAUUGCGCCAGUUUCGACAUCGCAUCCUUGAAACGCGCGCGAUAUCAAAGUUGCCUCGAAUUUUGAAAAUUGUAAAAUUUCGCAGAUUCAUGUUUGGAACUCGGUGUUUUACGAAAAUGUUUACGCGAAAGAACAGUUGCGAUUUCGUGGCCAUCCGAUACGACCAGCUUCAAGGAAGAAGAGAUGAUCUAGCUGUAGUUUGUUACCCAAGUUUAAGCAUUGAUCUCCUGUACGAUUUUAAGAAAGUACAGCCGAUGCCAAAUCAUCCCGCGAUUUUUUCUUCUUUACCUUUGAAAAAAAGAAGUCCAUCAUAUCCUUUCUCCUUUUCCCUUCUUCAUCUCAUAUCGCGUUUGUUUCCGGCAGAUAAUAGUGUGAGAGACACGUGAUUGUCGUAAAGUCUGCAACUUUUACGGAGAAAACGUACUUUGAUCUACUUUUUCAUAUUAUUCCCUUUUUUACCGUACGAAUCCAGAUUCCGAACUUUCUUGAAGGAAAUAUUGAAAGUCUUAUGUUUUCCGAAUAAAUUGUUCCGAUAUUUACUUGAAAACUGAUUUAAACAAUUAUCCAUUGUUUUAUAAUUUGAUUCGAAUAAAAUUACGUAAUAAUCUAUAUAAAAAUUUAUGACUGAACAAUUAAGUUUCAUUAAACACAGACUAAAUAAUAACCUUUUUAGAAUUUAACUUCCUCUAAUCUUAAAACCUUGAACAUUGCGGUAACAAAAAAACAUUUGCAAAUCCCGACGAUAUCUCCAACAAGAAUGCUAAAUUAAUUACAUUGGCAUUAACUUUUUGUUAGUCAUCCUAAUACAACAGUAUGUGUAUAUACUACCUCAAAGAAAUAAAUGUUUCUUUCAUGAUAGUAUAUAAAUUAAAAAAACUACAUAUAACAAAAAUAAAAUUUUAUGUUGCUAAUUUUAGAGAAGUUGCAUUUUCGUAAUCGUCGAUUACGAAAGAGAACGAUUUCCUAUGACGGACUUUCUAUCGAGACUAAGCGAAUUGAGCGUUUUGCAGGACGAUUUCAGUGCAAAUUGUGAAGCGAGUGUUUGCUUCGUCGCGAGAAUAAAUCGAUAAAGCGUAAUAUUAGCGUAAUAUUAUCUAAUUGUAUAUUUUUAAUCGAGUUUUAUAAUGGUAGCUGUUUAUCAUACAUGUCUUUCUGUUUAUUAAUACCUCGUUGAGAAGUGGUCCUCGUAAAAUACCCCAUCAUAACUUGCUCCCUCUGAUAUUUUUCCUUUUUGAGAUUAUAAUCCAAAAAUACGACUGGUGGUUACAAGCUAUUUUUUCAAGCUUGCUAGUAACAUCGAGCAUAAGAAAGAGAUUUGCAUCAAAAGAUGGAAAUCAAGAGCUUGAAGAUAUAUCAAAAUUUUUCUCUGUGUGAAAGAAAAAUUUCAUAAAGUUUCUGCGACAACUGAAUUAGUUGGACGAUCAUUGAGUUUGCUCGUGCGAAUCGCGUGUUCGUGACAGAUCUGGCACCUCGUGAUUUCGAUGCAGCACAAUCGUUGAAAAAAAAGCGUAUUUAAUUCGCCAGUGGUACGAUUGUACGGUUGUAAGGAUAUGAUGAGCUUUCAUCACUAAAAAUGGGCGAGGAUACUUCGUAGUGGUGAACCUGGUUAGUUUCAUUUCUCCACUCUCACGGUGUCUACGAAACAAUUGCUCUCUCCAUUGCCUUAAUUGUACAUUCAAAUUGAAUAAAAUGGCGAAAAGAUCUCGUGUACCACUGCCGGAUUAAAACGGAAAAAAAGAUCCAGAAAUUUUGGAAUCUCGUGAGAUCUGAGAAAGUCGCGAUGCAUGGUGCCUGCCGUGGAGAAAACUCGGAAAAAAGUAGCAAAAAUAGAAAAAUCUUACGUCUAUGUAACCCUGUGAUGUAUUAGUAUGAUCUCAGUAAAAUAACUUAGCGUGUACUUCUUAUCUAUGAUAAUUAGGUUGUAUGAUUAAAGAUUAUUUCAAUUUGAAAUUGAAAUUUUAGUUCGAUUUUUGGCGACAAUUGGAAAUCACGGAUGAAAUUCGACAAUUCGUAGUACCAGAUGCGUCGUGUGCGUGUGAUGUGUGUAUGUGUGUCUGUAUGCGAGCGUGUGUUUUGCAGAAUGUAAGAUGAAAUGAGAGAAGAAGGAAGCAAAGAAAGAACCCAGUGAAUCAUGCCUCAUUUUCAUUCGAUACUCGGCGACAUAAAAUUUUGUAUGUGUAACGACAAUAUAUAUUAUAUAUAUUAUGUAUAAUUAUAUAAACCGUAAGAGAGUAACUAUAUAUAAGAGAGUCUAAAAAACUAACUAACUAACGUAAGUGAAAAUUGUGUCCCUAUUGUUUAUUAAAAAAAGAUUAUCUAUAAAA